Galeopterus variegatus (Sunda flying lemur) is the source of this 760-nucleotide messenger RNA. RefSeq names its product progressive rod-cone degeneration (gene PRCD). The transcript is spliced from 4 exons. Lineage: Eukaryota; Metazoa; Chordata; Mammalia; Dermoptera; Cynocephalidae. Gene Ontology annotation, molecular function: opsin binding. The record is from RefSeq and is a predicted model, not a curated record. Gene Ontology annotation, cellular component: photoreceptor outer segment membrane. The coding region runs from base 1 to 165 and encodes 54 amino acids.
AUGUGCACCACCCUCUUCCUGCUCAGCACCUUGGCUAUGCUCUGGCGCCGCCGAUUUGCCAAUCAAGUCCAACCAGAGCCCAGCGGAGUGGAUGGGGCCCUUGUGGACAGCAGCUCGGACACAGACCUCCAGUCCUCAGGCAGGGAGAAAGAACCUCUGAAGUAAGCCCUCACCUCUGCAGGCGGGGCUCAGCCCCAGGUAGUGGGAUCAGCUGGCCCAGGCAGUUUCCCCACUCAAUAAAGAUGUGAUGAACCCAGGUGGGUUGGUGCUGAGACGUAAAGGACUAAUGACCUCCUCAAGGAAAGAACUGUCCAGUGAAACGAAGGGGAUGUAUCAGAUGACCUCUGGGGGCUCCACAUUUUCCCAAUCAAAAGAGACUAUAAUGGAUUACAUCUGGAGGUGCUGACGAAGACUCACCCACGUGACACACAUUUAUGGAGUGCCUGUGUACCAGACACUAUGGAUACAGAACUGGAUUAAAACCUUCUGCCACAGACAACCAGAAAACUGGGCAAAAUAUAAGAAACAGACACUUGACAACAGGCAGCACACAGGACAGUGACCCCAGGACUGCCUCAGCCUCUGCCUGGAGACAAUUCCCUGCCAGUGGCUUGGAGGAAACCCAAGCAGAGUAUGGUGGUCUCGUGAAAGUGAGGAGAAAAAAUCAGAAGUCAGGACAGUAUGCUAUUUAUAAGGAUAUACACAUAGACUCAUGGAAUCCAAAAUCAGACGUAACAAAGUUAAUUCAAUGAAGAAAGAA